CUCGCAGACACCCCGGACCUCCCCUGGGCGCCAGCUCCCCGGCUCCGACGGGUCCGGAGACAAUCUGGAUUUUUUUUUUUCCCUUUCUGGAAAUUGGCUCGGGUGUGUGUUUCCCUACCUCACUCCUCCCCCUCCCAACCCCCGCUUUUUUUUUUUUUUCCUGAGACAUGGCUGGGGCAGUGGCUUCUGGAAGAGGAACAAGUGUGGGAAAAGGCAGAGGAAGCCGGAGCUAAAGGACAGGAUGCAGGCGACUUGAGACACAAAAAGAGAAGCGUUGCUCGGGGAUCAAGGCACUGACGGCCUGGCGGCUUUCCUUUCUCCAGGACCGGCGGGAGGAUCUUGCAGCUCCGGGCGGACUGGGAGCGCUGGGGAUUUUUCAGAUUACUCUCUGGGCUCGCUUUUGCCUCCACGACCUCCUUCGCCGGCUUCUGCCCGGGGCUCCGGAGCAGGGAGAAUGGAGAGGGGACGGCCGCUGCUCAGCGCCGCGCUCGCCGUGGCCCUCGCCCUGGCCAGCGCGUUUCGCAACGAUAAAUGUGGUGAUACUAUAAAGAUUGAAAACCCUGGGUAUCUUACAUCUCCUGGCUAUCCUUACUCUUAUCACCCAAGUGAAAAAUGUGAAUGGCUGAUUCAGGCUCCGGACCAAUACCAGAGAAUUAUGAUCAACUUCAACCCCCACUUCGAUUUGGAGGACAGAGACUGCAAGUAUGACUACGUGGAAGUCAUCGACGGAGACAAUGCCAACGGGCGUUUAUGGGGAAAGUUCUGUGGAAAGAUCGCCCCUUCACCUAUAGUGUCUUCAGGGCCAUUUCUCUUCAUCAGAUUUGUCUCUGAUUAUGAGACCCACGGCGCAGGAUUUUCCAUACGCUACGAAAUUUUCAAGAGAGGCCACGAAUGUUCCCAGAACUACACAGCACCGAGUGGAGUCAUAAAGUCCCCUGGAUUCCCUGAAAAGUACCCCAACAGCCUGGAAUGCACUUAUAUUAUCUUUGCACCAAAGAUGUCAGAAAUUAUCCUGGAAUUUGAAAGCUUUGACCUGGAGCUUGACUCAAACCCCCCCGGGGGGAUGUACUGUCGCUAUGACAGGAUGGAAAUCUGGGAUGGAUUCCCUGAAGUCGGCCCUCACAUUGGACGGUACUGUGGACAGAAAACACCAGGUCGGAUCCGCUCUUUCUCAGGCAUUCUGUCCAUGGUGUUUUAUACCGACAGCGCCAUCGCAAAGGAAGGCUUCUCGGCAAACUACAGCAUCGUACAGAGCAGUGUCUCCGAAGAUUUUAAAUGUAUGGAAGCUCUGGGCAUGGAAUCAGGGGAGAUUCAUUCUGAUCAGAUCACAGCUUCUUCUCAAUAUAGCACCAAUUGGUCCGCAGAACGAUCCCGCCUGAACUACCUUGAGAAUGGGUGGACCCCUGAAGAAGAUUCUUACAGAGAGUGGAUACAGGUAGACUUGGGCCUUCUGCGCUUCGUCACAGCUGUUGGGACACAGGGAGCUAUUUCAAAGGAAACCAAAAAGAAAUAUUACGUCAAAUCUUACAGAAUCGACAUCAGCUCCAAUGGGGAAGACUGGAUCACCAUAAAGGAAGGAAAUAAACCUGUUAUCUUUCAAGGCAACACCAACCCCACAGAUGUUGUGUUUGGGGUUUUCCCCAAACCACUGAUGACUCGAUUCGUCCGAAUUAAACCUGUGACUUGGGAAACAGGCAUAUCGAUGCGAUUUGAAGUCUAUGGCUGCAAGAUAACAGAUUACCCUUGCUCUGGAAUGCUGGGUAUGGUGUCUGGACUCAUUUCUGACUCUCAGAUCACAGCAUCCAACCAAGCGGACAGAAACUGGAUGCCUGAAAAUAUACGCCUGGUGACCAGUCGCUCAGGCUGGGCUCUGCCACCCUCGCCUCACCCCUAUGUCAACGAGUGGCUCCAAGUGGACCUGGGGGAGGAGAAGAUUGUGCGGGGCGUCAUCAUUCAGGGAGGGAAGCACCGGGAGAACAAGGUGUUCAUGCGGAAAUUCAAGAUCGGCGUCAGCAACAAUGGCUCCGACUGGAAAAUGAUCACGGACGACAGCAGACGCAAGGCCAAGCUGUUUGAGGGCAACAACAACUAUGACACGCCUGAGCUGAGAACAUUUCCACCUCUUUCCACACGGUUCAUCAGGAUCUACCCCGAGAGAGCCACGCACAGCGGCCUCGGGCUGAGGAUGGAGCUGCUGGGCUGUGAAGUGGAAGUGCCAACAGCUGGACCGACCACUCCAAACGGGAACCCAGUGGAUGAGUGUGAUGACGACCAGGCCAACUGCCACAGUGGCACAGGUGAUGACUUCCAGCUCACAGGGGGUACCACCACGCUGACCACAGAAAAGCCAACAGUAAUCGACAGUACCAUCCAAUCAGAGUUCCCAGCCUACGGCUUCAACUGUGAAUUCGGCUGGGGCUCUCACAAGACCUUCUGUCACUGGGAACACGACAGUCACGUGCAGCUCAGGUGGAGCGUCUUAACCAGCAAGACGGGCCCAAUUCAGGAUCACACAGGAGAUGGCAACUUCAUCUAUUCCCAAGCGGAUGAGAACCAGAAGGGCAAAGUGGCCCGUCUGGUGAGCCCCGUGGUCUAUUCCCAGAACUCAGCCCACUGCCUGACCUUCUGGUAUCACAUGUCGGGUUCCCACGUGGGCACGCUGCGGGUCAAGCUACGCUACCAGAAGCCAGAUGAGUAUGACCAGUUGGUCUGGAUGGUCAUUGGACACCAAGGCGAUCACUGGAAGGAGGGGCGUGUUCUGCUGCACAAGUCUCUGAAGCUUUACCAGGUGAUUUUUGAAGGCGAAAUCGGAAAAGGAAACCUUGGCGGGAUUGCAGUUGAUGACAUUAGUAUUAAUAACCACAUUUCACAAGAGGACUGUGCAAAGCCAGUGGACCAGGAUAAAAAGCAUCCAGAAAAUAAAAUGGAUGAAGCAGGGAGCACGCCAGGAUACAAAGGCACCGGAGAAGGUACCAAGGACAUCCUAAAGAAGCCGGGCAACGUGCUGAAGACCCUGGACCCCAUCCUCAUCACCAUCAUCGCCAUGAGCGCCCUGGGGGUCCUGCUGGGGGCCGUCUGUGGGGUGGUGCUGUAUUGCGCCUGUUGGCACAACGGCAUGUCUGAGAGAAACUUGUCUGCCUUGGAGAACUAUAACUUUGAACUUGUGGACGGUGUGAAGUUGAAAAAGGACAAACUGAAUACACAGAGCACCUAUUCGGAGGCAUGAAGGCAGGCAGAGAUGACCAGGCGAAUGGGAGAAGUGAAGCGGAAGGAAGGACGGGACUUGAGCGUGCUGGGGAACUGUGGGGCUUGACUUCUCUUCCAACCUGGGAAGUGCGUGGAGGACACUGAGCCAGGCUUUUCUCAGGAGCUUCAAUGAGCAUAGCCGACAGACCUGAACAAGGGAGCGGUGUGAACAAUCCGAAUCAUGUACAGUCGCCUUUUUCGUUUCUGUGGGUUUCAAUGGAAUAAUCAAUCAGAUGCUGGUGUUGAGACCAAGGAUGAUUGAUUUAAUGAUUCAGUUUCACCUCCUCCUUCCCAACCCCUUUCUCUCUUUCUCUCUCCACCCCCUCAACCCCCACCCGCACCCCCUUCCCGUUUAUGGAAUCUCUUUGGAAACUGUGCAAAAUCCAAGAUGCUGGCACCAAGUGAACUCAGUGGGUCCCCUUUGAUGGACAUGCUACCUUUAUCCCUGUGCCCAGAUGCUAUUAGAAUCUCACCGCAUUACCGUGGACUCCUGCAGCUCUACCUGUGUAUAAUCGGCCGUGUUGUGCAUAGGCAAAGAAGGAUUAGAAUGUUUUUGGUUUUCGUUUAAACGUACCGUAGCCUCCGUACCGGUAUAGUGUGUCAGCUCUGUUUACGAAGCAAUACCGUCAAAUUCUCUUGAUGUUUUCCAGUGUUGUACUUAAACCUCGUGCUUGUGAACUCCAUGCAGAAAACCGGGCUGCCCCCAAACACUGUUGGCAACUGGGUGUUCUACCGACAACACAACGAAAAAUCCUUGGCACUAGCUAGUGUGUCCUCUCAAGUGCCUUUUUGUUUGUACUGGUUCUCGUUGUGUUGUGUUUAACUGCCCACCCCCGUUCCUCAAUGGUGACAGCCCGACUCUAAUCAAGCCCUGGUGGCCCACUGACUAGAAGAAAGUAUAUUUUAGUGUGAGACGUCAGCCCCGGGGAAGGAAAGGGCUCAGAAGACUUGGCAACGUGGCUUACUUGUUCUGCUUUUUUUUUCCCACCGUUCAAUUUCAUGUCUCUUGACCCUUUUGUAUAAAGCUGCAAUAUUCUCUCUUAUUGUUCUUUCGUAUGGAAUGUAUUUUCAAAUGUAAAGGCUUUCUCGCUCGCUCUCUUUCCUAGCUCUCUGUCUUUUUUGCCCUCUUAGAGUUUAAGCAUUGGCCACUGUCCAGAAAAGAAACUUGCAGCUUUAACCUUACUGGAUGUGGCAAACCGAUUUUACUAGACUUUAUGUUUAAAAAUAAAUCAAUAAGGGAAAUUCCUAACUUUGCCCUCCAAAGUCUAACUUUGGUUUUCUCGUUAACUGGUUAAAGAGACAGUAUCUUUUUUCCUGAAGCCAUUUGUCUGUCUAUCCUGAUUGAAAUGCUCAUUGAUGAAAUGUUUGCGUUGAAGAUGUAUUGAUCAGUCAAGGGAAGAAAUCAUUAAUUGGCUUUCAAGUGUGAGACUCAAAGGAAGGACUUUCUAAAUACACAACAGUAACACGUGUGCAUGCACACACACACAUAAAAUAACCCGUGAAAUUUUACAUCCACAUAAGCAAAAAUGGCCCCUGAGAGCAUUCCUAUUUUGCUAUUGAAUCAAACAAGGGAAGUGGAACGAAGAAGAGAUAAUUUAAAAAAGGAACUAUAAAGCCUGGUGCCUGAGGUGAUGUAUUUUAAGAUAAGGGGGAGGGAAAAGGAAGGAGCAAAGUCAAAACAAAUGUUUAAAUAAAUCCGUUCAGCAGCAAACCUGGAAAGACGCACGCACAAGCUUGAAUGAAUGCUUCCAGAUAAAUUCCCAAAUGCUCAUGAAGAAAGGGCUGGAUGUCGGGUUGGCAAAGUGAGUAUCUUACCAAGGCAGUGUGUGAAUUAACCCAAAGACUGCGGGGUUAAUUCGGGUGUGUCUGUGUCACGGUGUGUGGUGCGUGAUCAUGUUUAGAUGGACUGUCUUUGGCCUAGCUGCAGAGCUUACCCAGAUGCACUUGGGGCAAGUGGCAUUUCCAUCAGUCAGGGCAAUCUAUUCAUCUUGGUAUAAUUGGAUGGAGAAUGCCUUUUGUUUCCAGGAAAAGUAUUGAUUACCAUAAAAGAAGACUGGUGUUUUGUCCCUGGAAGCAUCCAUUCAGUUGCUACCAUCAGACUGAGAAGAGCAAGCAGAGUAAGACCUCCUUUGCUCCCAUCUCUCCCUCCGGGCAACAGACUCAAUGUUCAUCUACCAAGGAAAAAUGAUACUGCAACUUUAAAUUUUAAAGUAUCUUGCACUGAUAAAUAUAUUUAAAAAUUAUAUGUUUAUAAAGUUAUUAAUUUGUAAAGGCAGUGUUACAAAAUGUUCGGUUUAUAUUGUUUUAGAUUGUUUUGUAAUGUUUAAAGGUGUAAAAUAACAUAUUUUUUUCUUUAUUGAAAUCUAUAAAAAAACCUUUCUGUAGUAAAAUGUUUUCAUUUUACUGGUAUAUUAUUGCUUCAUGUUUUGUACCAUCAUAAAAUUUUGUGAAAAUUUUUUUUACAGAAAUUUUUAUUUUCUAUGACAAUAUGACACUUGUAAAUUGUUGUUUCAAAAUGAACAGCAAAGCCUUAACUUUAAAUGACAUUUGUAUUCUCAGACACUGAGUAGCAUAAGAACCACAUAGAACGGAACUGUAACUUAAAUUCCAAACUAUGACUACUACAUUCCAAAGAAACAGUUGAAUUAAACAUUUUCAUAAAAUA
Molecule: messenger RNA, 5911 nt
Organism: Echinops telfairi (small Madagascar hedgehog)
Lineage: Eukaryota; Metazoa; Chordata; Mammalia; Afrosoricida; Tenrecidae
Gene: NRP1
Product: neuropilin 1
Exons: 17
Coding region: 455-3226 (923 amino acids)
Biological process (GO): vascular endothelial growth factor signaling pathway; angiogenesis; axon guidance
Cellular component (GO): membrane
Molecular function (GO): semaphorin receptor activity; vascular endothelial growth factor receptor activity
Source: RefSeq, a predicted model, not a curated record